Messenger RNA from Siniperca chuatsi (mandarin fish), 3934 nucleotides. It is a transcript of the gene wdr20b, whose product is annotated as WD repeat domain 20b. Lineage: Eukaryota; Metazoa; Chordata; Actinopteri; Centrarchiformes; Sinipercidae. Bases 275 to 2197 code for a protein of 640 amino acids. Gene Ontology annotation, molecular function: protein binding. The record is from RefSeq and is a predicted model, not a curated record. The transcript has 4 exons.
CAGUAUUCUAAUACACAUUCUGUAUUUUAUUAUAUAAUUACAGCUGUUUUAGUAAGAAACGGCAUUUAAUAGGUACAAUUUAUCUGUCAGGCGUCUUCAUUACUAGUCUGUUAGGUGCGGGUUAUUGUGUUUGAAGACGGUUUCUACACUUACGCACUGGUUAUUUUUCUAAGGUUGCCUCACAUGACUUUACACUUCCCUGUACGCAUGGCUGCAGGACUUGCGCUGUUGGUAACAUCCGGGUAUCGGACAAGGAUGAACGCCAAUUUCCAAGAUGGCGGCGGAGGGAGGAGGGAAGGAGAUGAACGAAAUUAAAACUCAAUUCACCACACGAGAAGGUGUCUACAAACUCCUCACUCACUCCGAAUACAGCCGCCCGAACAGGGUGCCGUUCAACUCGCAGGGCUCCAAUCCCGUCAAGGUCUCCUUCGUCAAUGUAAACGACCAGUCCGGCAACGGCGACAGGAUCUGUUUCAAUGUGGGCCGGGAACUGUACUUUUAUAUCUACAAAGGCGUGAGAAAGGCUGCCGAUCUUAGUAAGCCCAUAGACAAGAGGAUAUACAAAGGAACGCAGCCCACGUGUCAUGACUUCAACCCCCUCACAGCUACAGCAGAGAGUGUCUCCCUGCUGGUGGGCUUCUCAGCAGGCCAGGUGCAGCUCAUAGACCCAAUAAAGAAGGAAACCAGCAAACUCUUCAAUGAAGAGAGACUUAUAGACAAGUCACGAGUAACGUGUGUACGAUGGGUUCCUGGUUCAGAGAGCCUGUUUUUGGUGGCUCACUCCAGUGGCAGCAUGUAUUUAUACAACGUGGAAAACACCUGUGGCACCACGGCACCCCACUACCAGCUCCUUAAGCAGGGUGAAAACUAUGCUGUGCAUACCUGCAAGAGCAAGUCAGCUCGCAACCCGUUACUGCGAUGGACAGUGGGUGAAGGGGCGCUCAAUGAGUUUGCCUUCUCCCCAGAUGGCAAGUUUCUGGCUUGUGCGAGCCAGGAUGGCUUCCUGCGGGUGUUUGGCUUCGACGCUGCAGAGCUCCAUGGAACAAUGAAGAGCUACUUUGGUGGCUUACUGUGUGUGUGCUGGAGCCCAGAUGGACGAUAUAUUGUGGCAGGAGGGGAGGACGACCUGGUGACGGUGUGGUCAUUUUCAGACUGCAGAGUGAUUGCACGGGGGCAUGGUCACAAGUCGUGGGUGAGUGUGGUGGCAUUUGACCACUGUACCACCAGUGUGGAGGAUGGUGACCCCCCUGCUGAGUUCAGUGGUAGUGAUGAGGAAUUCCAUGAGCAGACUCACUUUGGUGCAGGCAGAGACAGAGCCAACAGCGCUCAUUCUCGGCUUUCUAAGAGAAACUCUACAGACAGUAGGCCUGUUAGUGUGACCUACAGAUUUGGCUCAGUGGGCCAGGAUACCCAGAUGUGUCUGUGGGACCUAACGGAGGACAUUCUCUUCCCUCACCUCCCUUUGUCCCGCACUAGGACUCACACAAAUGUUAUGAGUGCCACAAGCCCUCCAGCCACUGGACAAACUACUACUACUACUGCUACUACUACUACUACUACUGUAUCCACCACUGUAUCCACCACUGUAUCCACAACUAAUCCCAGUGGCACCAAUGGUACAGACAAUGCGAGCAAUAGUAGCACCAGUGGCAACCCAGCUAAUUCCCUCCCCAGCACCCUGCCUCGGUCCAACAGCUUGCCACACUCCUCCAACCCGACAGGGGGCAGCACCCCCAACAGCCACACAGGCAGCAACAGCAGCAGCACCAAGGGCAACAGCAUCAUUGACAGUGCUUUCAUUGCCACUGGCGUCAGCAAGUUUGCUACUCUGUCGUUACAUGACUCACGCAAGGAGCGCCACGAGAAGGACCACAAGCGAAACCACAGCAUGGGUCACAUCAGCAGCAAGAGCAGUGACAAGCUGAACCAGCUCAGCUCAUCACGGACGGCAAAAGCUGAAGCAGCUAAGACUCUGGGCACUAUGCUGUGCCCGCGCAUGGAGGACGUGCCGCUGCUCGAGCCGCUGGUGUGCAAGAAGAUCGCUCACGAGAGACUCACUGUGUUAAUCUUCCUUGAGGACUGUCUGGUAACAGCCUGUCAGGAGGGUUUCGUUUGCACAUGGGCUAGGCCUGGGAAAGUGGGAUUGCUAUCAUCUCAAAACAACCCAGCCAACUCCCCCAGUGGAACAGUAGUAUAGCCCCAGUGCUGGUGCUGCUAAUGACAGCUCCAUGCAACAGAGACGGGGAUGACCAAGGCCAAGUCCCUGCAGCGCUUCUUCACACACUGUCACACACCACAUGACCUCCAGUGUUACCUUCAUUCUCAUCACUACAACCACCCAAAUGCUCUCUUUGUGUUACUGCUCAUGUUUUGAUAACCGAUGUUGGCCAAGCCAGGGUUAGAAACUUGACCCCCUUUUUGUCUGGGUGUUCAAAAGGGCGCUAUUGGUAGUAAGAGGGCAAGCUUUAAAUUGUCCAGGAGGUUUAUGGGAGGGGUUGACUGGCUCAUUGUUCCAUCUAUGGUCAUAUCAAGUUGCAUCUAGUCUGAAAAUAACAAACUCUAGUAUCCAAUCCUUUGUGCCUGUAGAUCUUCAAAGACUAGACAUGCUGUAAGCAUUGUGGUGAUGCCUCAACCUAACCUCUUGUAUGGGUUUAAUUUAGACAUUUUUCCAAUAUUUUCCUAUAUUUUGUUUCUUCAAAUGUAGUUACAGAUAAAGGGAAUAAGAUGAGGGAUUGUUUUGGAGCAGCAGCAUAUCCCCAAUGCCAAGUCUCUUUCAUUUGUCACUUCCUGGGCAAUCCCUUGUGCAGCCCCUGUCUUCGACACCUAUUCAAGAGAGACUGGAGCUUUUUUACUUCCUUUAGAAAUAUUUUAAUCAGAGGUAUAACACUUUAAAGUGUAUUUGCACAGAUUUUCUUUCAUUGUUUCUUUUGCCCCCCUCCCCACCCCCAUUUUGAAUUCAUGACGGUGGAACACAAGCGAAAUAUUUUGAAGACAGCUUUGGAAGCACUUGGGGAAACAGCUUGUUAUUGCCCUCUGUCUCAACGCUGGAUGCUGCAAUCGUAGUUUUUUAUAUGGAAAAAAAUUGUUUGCACUUAAUAGUUUGUUAGAGGAGAAUGGCUUUACAUUUUUGGAGUGUGUAAGGACUCCUUGACAAGGUUGAAAUAUAAAUAGAAUUUAAAAAAAACUUUGUAUCUAUUGAACAUUUAUUUUAAUAUUGUUUCAGAUUAAAUGGGCUCUGUAUUAUAUGUAAAUAUUGUACUUCAAUGAUUUAUGGGUGAAAUGAUCAUUAUUACAUUAGUUCAAAGAUCCUCAUUUCAGAAAAUAGUGAUAUUUCUAAUACAGAAAAUCUAUACAUAAUAUUAAAAUGAAUCUUGAAUAUGCAGGUGAAAAUGUUUCUUUUCUGUUGUACAUAAAGAGAAUUCAGGUGUAUUUUUAUUAAUGAAACGUUUGGUAUAGGAGAUGUCUAUGAAAUCCUCUUAUCUAACAGGUAGUGCUGAACGCUAGCUAGCCUGUCGCUGCAGAUUGAUUUUACAACAUAGGCAGGCGCAGACGCAGCGGCCUAAUUCAGCCAUCACUCCGAGCUCAGGUAAACCACAGGAGGACUAACACUGGCAUAGAUCCCCUCACUAGUCCCACCCAUCAACAUGUGUGUGAAUUCACAUUAACUAACAAGCAAGACUGACAACCAUGUUCUGCAGACAGGGCUGGAAUCUAUGAGUCCUUUUAUUAUGAGUAAUAAUUACAAAACUGCUGCUGAACUUGUGAACAAACAUUUGACACUGUGUUGAAUACCAACUGACUACUGUCAGCACUUGAUCGUGUGAGUGCUUGAGGUGAGCGUGUUUUUUUCAAGCACCCACGUAGGAAGACUGAGGAUUUUAACAGUGGGAGCCAUUUCCUCCAUGUGACGCCUAUUAAAACAGCUUUGACAGAG